Messenger RNA from Arvicanthis niloticus (Nile rat), 2591 nucleotides. RefSeq lists its product as uncharacterized. Gene Ontology annotation, molecular function: RNA polymerase II cis-regulatory region sequence-specific DNA binding; DNA-binding transcription factor activity, RNA polymerase II-specific. Gene Ontology annotation, cellular component: PcG protein complex; transcription regulator complex; chromatin. NCBI's taxonomy places the organism in Eukaryota, Metazoa, Chordata, Mammalia, Rodentia, Muridae. Gene Ontology annotation, biological process: regulation of transcription by RNA polymerase II. The record is from RefSeq and is a predicted model, not a curated record.
GGAGGGGAGGCUGCUUGUGUGUGCUUCCUGUGAGGUGAAAACCUGGAGAGUGGUGUGGCGCUUCUUUUGUGCGUGUGCUCCUGAUGUAUCCCCUCAGUGGCCGCGUCUGCGGCCUGGGAGAAGCUGGGCAUCGAGGUCCUCUCUGCAUCCGGGUCCUCUCUAGCUGGGCUCUGUCUGAGGCGGGGCUACCCUACGCGGACCCAUAUCAGCAGCUUACGGAGCCCCGGGAGAGUCUGGCUUCCCAGGAGAACCUGGCAGAGGUGCUGUGAUGACAAAUGGCCAGUGUCCUGAAUCCUUAAGUGCUUGCUUCCCAGAGCCCUGCCUUGUCUCAAAGAGAAGAGAACAAUGACCAAGUUACAGGAGGCAGUGACAUUCAGGGACGUGGCCGUGGUCUUCAGUGAGGAGGAGCUGAGGCUACUGGAUGCUGCCCAGAGGAAGCUGUACCAUGAUGUGAUGCUGGAGACCUUGAGGAACCUCCUGGCAGUGGGAUGCCAGAGUCCAAAUAAGAUGUCGCCUCUCGACCCAACAGGAAUAAGGUGCCUUUCACUAGGGUGGCUUCCAUGCUGGAAAAUGACAGGCCAUGAUGUCAGCAAACUGGCCAGAGCUCCAGAAGACAUAAUACACACUCAAGGAAAGAGUUCUCACUUCCUGGAGCAAUGCCACUCCACCUGCCAUUGGGGAGCAGAAGAGCCUUCUCAGGCCUCCAAGAAUGAUGGCUGUCUGGAGAGUCUCACAAGCGGUCAUUCCAGCAUUAGUGUACAUCAGAAAUUUCUGUCUGGGAGAAAUCAGAGUUCUUGGAGUAAAACUCAUCUUAAUGAGAGAUGGAACCAUGGGAAACUCCGUCUCCAGACUCCAAUGAAAUCUAAGCCAGAGCUGUUGGCUCCAGGUGUUAACACUCUGGGUUGCAUUUCCCACCACAAUAACAGUAUACCACAUAAAGGAGACAAAACCCACAGCAGCAGUGACUGUGAUGACGUCAUCCUUCCCGUGACACUCCUCACUCAGCAUUGUGUUUACACAGAUCAGAAGGCCUACCUUCUGGGCCAAGGGCCCAGCAAGGGCCAAGAAGCCUUCAGUGACAGCCCCAGUCUGGAACUUUAUCAACAGAGCGUCUUAGGAAAGAAGUCUUCUGUAUGUAGUCCUCACAAGGACACCGGGCAUAGCUUCAGUAUUCCCACUCAACAAAGCACUCAUCCAGGAAAAAAAAGCUACUGGUGUCAAGAGUGUGGCAAAGGCUUCAGUCACAGCUCAACUCUUCAGACUCACCAGAGAGUGCACACGGGGGAGAAGCCCUACCAGUGUGACAGCUGUGGGAAGGGCUUCAGCCGCAGCUCUGACCUCAGCAUCCACCGCCGAGUUCACACAGGAGAGAAACCUUACAAGUGUGAAGUGUGUGGGAAAGGCUUCACGCAGUGGGCACACCUCCAGGCCCACGGGAGAAUUCACACAGGAGAGAAGCCAUAUAAGUGUGGAGACUGUGGCAAACGCUUCAGCUGUAGCUCGAACCUUCACACCCACCAGAGAGUCCACACUGAGGAGAAACCAUACAAGUGUGACGAGUGUGGGAAAUGCUUCAGCUUAAGUGGCAACCUAGACAUCCAUCAGCGGGUCCACACAGGAGAGAAGCCAUAUAAAUGUGAAGAGUGUGGGAAGGGUUUCAGUUCAGCCUCAAGCUUCCAAAGCCACCAGCGGGUCCAUACAGGGGAGAAGCCCUUUCGCUGUGAUGUGUGUGGGAAGGGCUUCAGUCGGAGCUCUCAUUUUCUAGAUCACCAGAGAAUUCACACUGGGGAAAAACCAUACAGAUGUGAUGUGUGUGGGAAGCGCUUCCCCUGGAGCUUGAGCCUCCAUAGUCACCAGAGUGUCCACACAGGAGAGAAACCAUAUAAGUGUGAGGAGUGUGGGAAAGGCUUCAGUCAUGCCUCAAGUCUGCAGGCCCAUCACAGUGUCCACACUGGUGAAAAACCAUUCAAAUGCAAUGCAUGCCAGAAGCAGUUCAGCAAGGCCUCAAACCUCCAGGCCCACCAGCGGGUUCACACUGGGGAGAAGCCCUACAAAUGUGACACGUGUGGGAAAGCCUUCAGCCAGAGGUCCAGUCUCCAAGUCCAUCAGAGAAUUCACACUGGGGAGAAGCCAUUCAAAUGUGAGGAGUGUGGGAAGGAAUUCAGAUGGAGUGUGGGGCUUACUGCUCACCAGAGGGUCCACACGGGAAAGAAACCCUACACGUGUCAGCAGUGUGGGAAAAGUUUCAGUCAGGCCUCGUAUUUCCAUAUGCACCAGAGGGUCCACACUGGAUAGAGACCCUAAAUCUGCAGCAUCUGCUGUAAGGGCUUCAGUCAGAGAUCACAUCUGGUCUUCCACCAGAGGGUCCACAGUGCAGGGAAUCUUUAGUUUCUGCUAUCAGGUGGGCUCUAUGUUGCUGAUUGUUAAAAGUGCCCCCAAAACACAGGCUUCAGGAGACUACAUAUGGUCUUUAUUUUGGUAUUUUGCCCUUAAUUUAUUCACCUACUGUACUCACUAUGCAAAGGGAAGGUAGUGUUUUCAAAUGGAUUUUCUUAGCAUACAAAUAAAGAAUUUUUAAAAAGUAUCUAGAA